Messenger RNA from Truncatella angustata, 1689 nucleotides. RefSeq names its product FAD dependent oxidoreductase. The record is from RefSeq and is a predicted model, not a curated record. The transcript has a single exon. Gene Ontology annotation, biological process: retrograde transport, endosome to Golgi. Gene Ontology annotation, molecular function: oxidoreductase activity. Bases 73 to 1509 code for a protein of 478 amino acids. Gene Ontology annotation, cellular component: late endosome; cytoplasm. Lineage: Eukaryota; Fungi; Ascomycota; Sordariomycetes; Amphisphaeriales; Sporocadaceae.
ACGACAUUAGAUUUUGCAUACUAAAUCGUUCAUCUGCAGUCUUUUAGCGAUCGUUGGAAGUGCUCUUUCUAUAUGCGACACAUUCUACCGUCGACCCCAGUUCGUCGCUUCGUCACAACCAGCACAAUGGCUGGCCAACAGAAGGACAUCACCAUUAUCGGCGGCGGCAUCAUUGGCUGCAGCACUGCCUACUACCUGACGCGCCACCCCUCCUACUCCCCCGAAACCCACCGCAUCACUCUCCUCGAAGCAUCCACCUCCAACUCGGGCGGCCGAACAGCAGACAGCAUCACCGAUCCCGCGACAUUGGCCGAUCCCGAAUCGCAGUCGAAGUGGAAGAGAAACCCGGCGCACGACGGCAUCGCUGGAGGUGCCAGCGGGAAAGCCGGCGGCCUGCUCGCGCUGUGGGCCUUCCCGCAGAACAUCGUGCCUCUGAGCUUCCGAUUACACGACGAGCUGGCGAAAGAGCACGACGGCCACAAGCGAUGGGGAUACCGCCGCUGCUAUGCCAGUCAGGUUGACUGCCGGGCCCGGCUGCCGCCUGGGUUCAGCUCGCAGGACGAUGACGCGACCGCCGCGGAGGUCGCGGGUGAUGCCAUCGAGGGCCUGCACAGGGACCACAAGAAAACGACCAAGGCCCUGAAAAAGCUGGGCGCUCCCGAGGACCUGGAUUGGCUGGAUACCGAACACGCGCUCAGCAGCUACGAUAACAUGGGAACGCCGGACAACACGGCGCAGGUGCACCCGGAACUUUUCACCCGGAGCCUGGCGCAGCUUGCCGAAGAGAGGGGGGUCAAGAUUGUUACGGGGGCAAGAGUCACCACGAUCAACAAGGCCGCAGACGGUCGAGCUGUCAAGAAUGUUGUCUACGAGAAGGACGGAAAGCAAGAAACAUUACCGACAACAGAGUGCGUAGUCGCCGCAGGUCCCUGGACGUCGCGGCUUCUACCGAACGUCCCCGUCACCGCAUCACGGGCACACAGUGUCGUCAUCCAGACGCCGAAGCCAGUAUCAGCAUACGCUUUGUUUACAUCGAUCGUCCUCCCGUCUGGUUUCCCGACACCGACCAAGGAGAAAGCGCGCGGAUCCAAGGCUGCCCAGGGGCCGCUGAAGAGGACGCAAGUAGUCGAGCCAGAGAUCUACGCGCGACCGGACGGCACCGCAUACGCUUGUGGACCUACAGACCAAACCGUCGAGCUUCCCACGACGAACGCAGACGUGGAGGUCGACGAGGCGCGGUGCGACGAUAUCUUGCACCAGGUUGGUGGCAUCAGCGACGAGCUGGGUAAGGACGGCAAGGUCCUGGCUAAGCAGGCAUGUUAUCUACCCCAAGGCGGGCCGUGGAUCGGUGAGGUCGGCGGCACCAAAGGUUUGAUUGUAGCAGCGGGACAUACCUGCUGGGGUAUUCAGAACGCGCCAGGCACCGGCAAACUCGUCAGUGAGCUUGUCCUUGAUGGCGCGACGAAAAGUGCGAAACUUGGCGGUUGCGAUGCUUCGAGAUUCUUAUGACCGGACUGGAUGAGUGUGCAGUGUGGCAGGCCUUUGGCCAUGAUUGAUCAGAAGCGUAGCAGACGACAUUGCAACUGAAUAGAGUAAACAGCCAGUGAAAUCUACGGGCCGUUAUGAGCAAGAACUAUCCAAUACUAGACCAGGGGCUUUAAGAAUUAAACCGGGUAUUAUAAACAUAAU